UACACACGGAAGCUGGUAGACUUCGUCUACCAGCCCAGGAUGCCGCACUCCUGGGUCUUUAGAUUCCCCAGCUUCUUGCCCAGUCUGCUAUUUAGCAUCUUAGUAGAUCUCCAACAGGUAACUGGUGAAUGCCAACUGCACUACUUCUGCCCUGAAGGAUUUGAAUGCUGUGCCAAUGGCUGCUGUGUGAAGACAGAACAUUUCUCUGGCCCCAUGAGGACAUUUGUCAUCAGCUUCCUGGUCAUCAUCCCUCUCCUCUGUAUCUGUGGCUUGUCAAAGCGUUUGUGCCGAGCUUGUUGUGCCUCAGAACCAGAAUCCCCACCCCAGAGAGAGGUGCCGGUGUCUGUGACCUUCAGUAAUCCUCCUGUGUCCCCUGAGGUUCCAGCAUCUGCCCUCUUUGGACCCCCACCUCCCUACAAUGAGGUGAUUCAGAAGCCAGUCCUAUGCCCACCUGUACCUCCCAGAGAGCCACCACCACCUUAUACUCCAGUUGUGACGACUCGAAGUACUCACCAAGGAAUUGUCAACCCAGCUUUCUGAGCCAUAUUGGAACACCCUAGGAGCUUGAUGCUUAAUUUAUUUCUCUUGCGUCUGCCUAUUUAAGGGUGCCCUCACUUUUUUUAAAGGGGCCCUGGGCAUUACCUGGGCUAGGAAUCUUCUCCCUUUUCUUAGAGCUUUGAAGAUGGAGAGAGAGAGAGAGAAGCAAAUAGCCCAUAUUAAGAAAGAAGGCUCUCCAACAAUGGAAGGGGACUUCUUUGACACUCAGUAUAUUUAAGAAGAGGCUGGAUGAUCCACUUCCUGUCCCAGAAUGCUGAAAGAAAGAUUUCUGCAGGUGGGAAAAGCCCUUGGACUUGAGAGAUAGCCUUCCUCAACUUCAGACGGAGUAGACUGAGAUCCUGACCAGAAUCUCUUGAGUUCUAUGUGCUUGGAGGUUUGGUGGGGGUUUUAAAUAAGUCAAGCAGGAUCAUCCUCUGGCAUAAACAAGAUGUGUCUAGCCUGCUGUUCUAUAGUGCCCAAAGUUCCACAUUAGAGAGCCAUAACUUUGGAUAAAGCCUUGCCCCUUACCUGUGGGUUUUCCUGGGCAGAAUAACUCUUUAAUGUAAAGUAAAUUGCAUAUUAUAAAUGAAUUUUAAAAACUUUU
Molecule: messenger RNA, 1141 nt
Organism: Antechinus flavipes (yellow-footed antechinus)
Lineage: Eukaryota; Metazoa; Chordata; Mammalia; Dasyuromorphia; Dasyuridae
Gene: TMEM92
Product: transmembrane protein 92
Exons: 5
Coding region: 40-540 (166 amino acids)
Cellular component (GO): nucleoplasm
Source: RefSeq, a predicted model, not a curated record